Molecule: messenger RNA, 1581 nt
Organism: Neoarthrinium moseri
Lineage: Eukaryota; Fungi; Ascomycota; Sordariomycetes; Amphisphaeriales; Apiosporaceae
Exons: 4
Coding region: 1-1581 (526 amino acids)
Biological process (GO): thiamine biosynthetic process
Cellular component (GO): cytoplasm
Molecular function (GO): hydroxyethylthiazole kinase activity; thiamine-phosphate diphosphorylase activity; ATP binding
Source: RefSeq, a predicted model, not a curated record
AUGAUGGACAAAGGCAGCGUCGACUACUCGCUCUACCUGGUGACGGACUCGACGCCCGCCAUCCUCGGCGACAAGGACCUGUGCCAGGUCGUCGAGGCGGCCCUCAAGGGCGGCGUCACCUGUGUGCAGUUCAGGGACAAGAAGAGCGACACGGGUGACCUGGUCGCAACGGCCCGGAGGCUGCACGCCAUCACACAGAAGUACGGCGUCCCGCUGCUCAUCAACGACCGGGUCGAUGUGGCCCAGGCCGUCGGCUGUGAGGGUGUGCAUAUCGGGCAGGACGAUAUCGACCUAGCCACUGCGAGGAAGAUUCUGGGGGACAGGGCCAUCAUCGGCGUCACGGCAAGCAACAUCAACGAGGUCCAUGAGGCGGCCACGGGAGGCGCGGACUACCUGGGGAUCGGGACCGUCUUCGCCACGCCUACGAAGGAGAACACAAAGUCCAUCAUCGGCGUGGACGGCCUCCAGCAGCUGCUCGGGUACCUGCGCACGUCGGGGUCUCCGGUUAAGACGGUGUGCAUCGGCGGCAUCAACGCGACCAACGCUGCGCGCGUCGUGUGGCAGAGCGCCUCGCUUUCGCGGGGACUCGACGGCAUCGCCGUCGUCAGCGCCAUCGUGGCGGCCGCGGACCCGGAGGCCGCGGCGCGGGAGCUGCGCCGCCUGGUCCGCACGCCGCCGCCCUUCGCCGCGUCCGUGCCCACCCCGGCGCAGGCGGGCCGGUCCGCCGCCGAUGUGCUGGCCCUGGUCCCGGACGUCGUGCGCCGCGUCGCCGAACGCCGGCCCCUGAGCCACAAUAUGACCAACCUCGUCGUUCAGAACAUUGCCGCCAACGUCGCGCUCGCCGUCGGCGCCAGCCCCAUCAUGGCCAACUACGGCGAGGAGGCGCGGGACCUGGCCGCGCUCGGUGGCGCCCUCGUCGUCAAUAUGGGCACGGUCACGCCCGAGGGCCUGCAGAACUAUUUGAAGGCGCUUCGGGCGUACAAUGAUGCCGGAGGGCCGGUGGUCUUCGAUCCCGUUGGCGCCGGCGCUACCGCGGUCCGCCGCUCCGCGACCAAGACGAUCCUCAACGGGGGCUACAUCGACGUGCUCAAGGGCAACCAGUCCGAGAUCCUGACGUGCACGCCGGCGGGGUCGCGGACGCAGCAGCGCGGCGUCGACUCGGCGGCCGACGGGUCGCGGAGCCAGGCCCAGCUCGCCGCCGCCGUCCGCGACCUGGCGCAGCUGCGCCGCAACGUCGUCGUCAUGACCGGCAAGACAGACCUCGUCACCGCGGGUGGCGCUGUCCUCGCCGUCGACAACGGCCACGAGUACCUCGGCAUGGUCACCGGCACCGGCUGCUGCCUCGGCACCACCGUCUCGGCCAUGGUCGCCGCCUGGCCCGAGGACAAGCUGGCCGCCACGGUUGCCGGCCUGCUGCUGUAUGAGAUUGCCGCUGAGAUUGCCGCUGAGCGGAGCGAUGUCAAGGGCCCUGGGACGUUCGUACCCGCUUUCUUAGAUGAGCUGUACAAUAUGAGACAGGCAACUGUGAACGGGGAUCUGUCCUGGUUAAAACGGGCUCGUGUCAGUGUCGUAGAGCAGUAA